CAAAAUUUCCGUCUUGCAUAGGAUAAGUAUUUUUGGGAGACUCCUCUAAUUCAGUCCCUAUCAUCUAGUAUGAAACGACGGCGGAUUCGACUCUCUCAAAAUCAAGGUUCUUCUGCCUCAAUCUACACGCUCUUUGAACAUAACUCAUGAUUUCAUUUGCGAUAAUACAAAAUCAUAAACUGGAGCAGUAUGUCAAAAUUCGAGAAAGGGUUAGACUAAAAUUUACUCAAGCCAUGAGUUCUGUUUUCCACAGAUUUAUUCAGCAAAUUUAUAUCAAUUUUCUAAGCCUCGGUGCCUCCUGUGAUAAAUCAACCAAACAUCCAGCAUCAAUUAUUCACGACGAACCAAAUAUGAACGAGCUCAUUCACGCAAACGGUUCAAUUAAUGACACCGUUAACAGUCACUAAUGAGCAUAUUAUCGCUCCACGAUGAAUCAGAAACCAAUAAAUUGCCCAGACUCUCGUGACACCGCGGCCAGUUUGACAACGAUUUUCACCGCCGGCAGUAGACAAACAAAGCGGAAACGGAAUGACUGCCAGUGCCGUAAUCGUUCUGUUGCUCCUGAAUCGAAUCGCUCUCAAAUUGAUGGUGGAAGGUUUCGAUAGCCCAAUUUGGCUGUACAAUCGAACCAUUCAGUCCCAUAUCGCAGCUAUCUUCGACCGGAUUGAUAACAUCGAUAUCGUAAUUGCUGACCAGGGUCCGGAUCAAAUGGAUCAGAUUGAUCGGAUCAUACGAGGUGGAACCAACGAGAGCGGAAUUCUUCAACGAAAAAGUUUUCGCAUCUACGGGCAAGCUUUUUCCGAGGAGGAAGGUUGUACCGGAGAACAAUCACUACUGUCAGCAAAGGUUCAUUUGACGGCUUCCAGUUCUUCGGACGGUUCGGCGACGAUGGAUCGAGACUACGAGGAUGAGUUCGAGUUCAUCCAGUGGGAUCGGUCGUAUGAGUCGUUCGUAAAGAUUUGGGAUCAAAAUCAGGACGAAGGUUACAUCGUGUUUGCCAAUCUCAGUACGUUCGGAACGUUGAUGCGAUGCCUGUUGGACCCCGUUGGGACGUAUUUGGUUAUACUUGAGAACGAGGGGCACGUUGAAAGGAAUGAAAUAAUGCGACUGUUGAAAUCGAUCUGGCAGAAUCAGGGGGUUUAUCGACUUUUUGUAGUGGCUGGACCGGAGAUCCAUACCUUUGAUCCGUUUGCCAUAAAUGGAUCGUCUUUCGGCACGUUACUACAAUUAAGCGAGGUCGGAAAAACUCCUCAAGUUCCGAAAGGCGAUUUCAAAGGGUACCCGUUGCGGGUCGACAUGUUCUGGUCAACGUAUAGUGUUCCAGUUCCCAACACCACGGUUUUCUUCUCGGGAGCUGAUGCCGUUGUUUGUGACGUUUUCGUGAAAGCUUUCAAUUUUACAGCCAUACAUUUGCCUCCAGACAAGGACAGCUUCGGUAUCUUGCUUCCCAAUGGGAGCUUCAAUGGCGUGAUUGGUCGGUUGACUCGCCGCGAAAGUGACGUCACCUUUAUUGGAUUUUUCAUCAAGGAUUACUUCAGCCGAGACGUUGAAUUUACCGCUGGUGUUUAUACCGACGAGUUAUGCUGUCUGGUUAAGAAAGCUAGUCGAGUACCUGAAUAUUUACUACCGAUAACCAUUUUUCCUUCGGAUCUCUGGGGGCUGUUGUUUCUAAUGGGAAUUGUUUGCACCGUAGUAUGGAUAAUUCUUCGGACCGGAAUACGUAUGCGGGCUAGAAAUCGACAGGAGCGUUGGGAUCUUAGUGAAAUAUUCAAUCUGUCAAACACCAUUCGAUCGGCACCGUUGUAUCGUAGAAUGCUUCAGAUCUGUGUCGAUACCUACAUUCUGUUGGUGAGCGCCCCCUACAGACGUUUUACACGUUCAGGAACCGAACGCCUUUUUCUUUUUGGUAUCAUCAUGGUCAGUCUGAUCUUCGUGUCUAUGUUCCAGUCACAGCUGUCAUCGGUUUUCGUCAAUCCAGUCUAUUACAAAGACAUCAACAGCCUACUACAACUGGACCAAUCCGGUUUGACAAUACCUGUGAAGUACAAAGGUUUUAUGGAUGACGUUUUUCCGGCCAAUUAUAGCGCAAUGAUGGAAUCGUUACGGAAUAAGUUAGUGUUCCAACCCACCAAUCUAUCGUUGCUUGCUCAAGUGGCUAAGCUGGGCACUAUCGCUACAGUAACUCGCAAGGCAACGCUAGCGCUUGACAAUGCGAUAUUUUUGUCCACCAAACAACUUUACAUGGUACCGGAGUGCCCUCGGAUUUAUAAUCUGGCGUACGUUACCGCACGUCACUCCGUACUUAUGGAGCAGUUCAAUGGUGUCCUGUUACGGAUGCUGAAUGGAGGCCUUAUUAAUCAUUGGAUCAACCAGAUGAACUACAAUGUCACGCUGCAUCACAGAGAACUCAUUCGCAACUCUCAAGACUCGGACUUCAAAGUACUGACCGCCGUUGACUUGCAGUUUCCGUUCUAUUUACUAGUGCUAGGGCUUUCCGUCAGUACAUUGGUAUUUAUCGGGGAACAAAUCUAUUUUAGAUUCACAAAACAAGCGAUAGGCUCGUGAAAUACACUGCCCGAUUCAACUUUGUAGUGAGCACGUGAAUGCGUAGAAUGGAAUUUCGAAGUUUAUUCGUGAUACUAACCGAUUUAAAGUUAUCCG
Molecule: messenger RNA, 2661 nt
Organism: Malaya genurostris
Lineage: Eukaryota; Metazoa; Arthropoda; Insecta; Diptera; Culicidae
Exons: 2
Coding region: 529-2565 (678 amino acids)
Source: RefSeq, a predicted model, not a curated record